Acipenser ruthenus (sterlet) is the source of this 13176-nucleotide messenger RNA. RefSeq names its product nicolin-1-like. NCBI's taxonomy places the organism in Eukaryota, Metazoa, Chordata, Actinopteri, Acipenseriformes, Acipenseridae. Bases 225 to 926 code for a protein of 233 amino acids. The transcript is spliced from 8 exons. Gene Ontology annotation, cellular component: nucleoplasm. The record is from RefSeq and is a predicted model, not a curated record.
GCCAUGGUUGCAGACAGGAAGCUGAAUACAAGAGGAAGCUCUCGCAGGCUUUUCAUUCAAAACAGCGUUUGUUUUCUCAGUUAAAAAAAUAUAUAUAUCGUUUUACUGUAUGUGUACUUUUCAUCGUUGAUUUAGUAAGUGCAUUCCACAAAAAUAAAACGCCUUUUCAUUUCAACUGCAAAUAUACAUUAUAAAACGAGGUCAUACGGAAUAUUCCUUUAAGUAUGUGUGAUAACGUCCUAGCCUGCACAGUUAAGACCCCCGUGGCCCUGCAGAUUGGGGAUGUAAAGACAGACACAGCAAGGCCAGGUGUUUUUGUAAUUGAUGUUGCCUUCCCACAGAGUGUGAAUUUGCAAGAGAUCUCCUUCAAGAAUUAUUACACUGCCUUUUUAAAUGUGCGGCUUCAGAAAGUGGACCCAGAGUCUCCAGAAAGUGGAGCUCAGUGGGUUACCUGCCUGCGUAAUCACUGCCUCAUGCCCAACCCGCACACCGAGGAAGGCUCGCAGGACUACUUCUCCAUCUACAGACAGCAGAUGCUAAAGGAGCCAGAUAACGUGACUUCAGUCCGUCUAAUUCUGAGACAGCCUUCUUCAGUGUGGCUAAACUUCACCCUGGAAGACAUUAAAAUUACGGAGUGUGGCACUGAGAAUUCAGAGAAGAAGAGUUCAUCUUGGUUUUCCAACUUAACACCUGUGGAACAGCCCAUGAAUCUACAAGCUGGACUUCCUGACCCAGAGAAAGUUUCGUCCUGCAUCCAGCAGAUGUGGGCCUUAACAGAAGUGAUGCAGACCAAUCAGACAAGCGCACGCGUUGGCCGAUUUGAUGUGAGUGUCAGGCUGAUGGCCAAGCUGUUCUUUGUUAAAAUAAUGAGGGUGUGGAUACUGGUGGAUGGCUGCUAUGAUAUCAACUUGCUCUCCUACACGUAACACGGGCUUGUCCAACUGAAUGUGAGUGCGAUCUUCAAUGUGUAGAACGGAUCCUGUGAACGAGACCCAAUCCCCUGAUCAUGAGGAAUCUUGCUCAAUUAGUGUUCAUUCUACAAAUAACAUAUUUAAAAUAUGUACUAAAAUAUAUAACAGUAUUUAAAAGAUGUACUAUUUAUGGGCAGUUGUAUUGCAUUACCUGUGUCCCUCUUCAAAUGACUGAAAAGAAGUAAUUCAAUGUUGUAGGAAAUGGCACUGAAAUUUUACUGUUGUGACUCAAACUGGAUGAACUGGUGUGCAGGAUCAGUGAACCUGAGUGGGCAUUUAGACCAUACGCUUGCUUAUAUUUUGUCCACUUCUGGUCAAAGAUCACUACAGUGACCCCUGGUAUUAUUUGGGUUAAUUUGCCGUCUUCUCUUUUGUUACACAAUCUAUCAAAUAUGUAUUGUACUAUACAUAUUUGCUUUGCAGCACCAUAUACAAUAGAUGUGAAAUGAGUGUAGAAAAUGCAAUGAUAUUAUAUAUUAAUUUAACAGAAGUCAUUAUUAUGCUACUGUGUGUCCCUACAUAUAGCUGCAUGGCAUCUAAAACUGCACAAUGACUAAUGCAAAUGUUAGAAGUAUCAAAUAUAUUUAACAGCUAAUACAUCUGUAAAAGCAUGUAUGAAGAAAGGUAGUUGUCUUUUGUUCCACAUUUUGUAAACACACAAACCUCUCACAUUUGAACAAAUAUUUUCUUUUAAGAAGUAUGGUAUUCAAAAGUAUAAUAUUGUACUACCUAAAUCAUCAAUUAAUUAGAAGAAAAAAAAGUAAGCAGUGUUUAUUUUAGCAAAAGACUUUUUAUUGGUUACGAUGAGCGUUUCUAAUAAGGCAAGGUUAUCUUCUAAAGUGUCAAAGUGGUUGAGGAAUAAUAACAAGGUACCUGGAGGAAAGCUAAGCAGUGAGAUAAUGGGAGAGAAGAGUGCUGUUUUCAAAACAUGUUUUAUUCACUUUUUUUCUUAUUCAGAUUUAUUUCAUUUGGUGCCAAGUACAGGUUACCAUCAUAUCAGGUUUACGAAAUAAAACAUAUGUGGCUGCAAUCGCUGAAAGUGAACAGGACCAAAAAUAAUAAUAAACAAGCAUGUCUUCAAUAAAAUAUAUUUGUCUCAAUCUGUCAACACAAAAGACAUGAUCAAAGGUAGCGGGACUUUUUAUUUGGUGUUAAUGAAUAGAUUUACACCAUUUCAAUAUACAUAGUUCCAAGCUAUUUAAAACUGUCAUCAUAACUGUAGAAUGAGUUUUGACUGGUAAAGCUGUAACCCGCCUUAAGUACAGUAAUAUAACUUAUAUGCAUUUAACUGUUUUUCAGCCAGUUUAACUGCACAGUAUAUACAUUGUAUUCAUUUACCUCUAAUACAGCUCCACUUUAUAUUUUCAAAACUACAUUUGCUCCAUAAUAUCAUGCAAUAUAAUUUGUACACAUUUUAUAUUUUGUUAUAUCAUCUCUUUAGUUUAAAACAACUGCUUGCACAGGUAGAGCUGAACAUUUUAAAACCAGUUUUAAAUGAAAUGGCUACCAGUUUCACAUUUAAACUAAAUUACCACCAAUAUACAUUUAAAUGUAGCCGUCUGCUGCAUUGUUAAACUUAUUGAAUGCUCUGUGGAGCUUUCUCUGCGGUGUAAAUUCAUUAGUCAGACUAAUGAGAAAUGUAUCUUUUUAAUGCUGCACCUGUGCUGUCACACCCCACAUACUGUACAGUGCAUCUGUCAUCUACAAGAGUUUACAAGGAGUAUAUACUGAGACGAUACAGUGGUAAAUGCCAGAAUUCCAAACUAAAAUAUAUUUUCAUUUUCAGCCAGGUGCCUGUGUAUCCGAUUGAGAUUCAUCAUUAUAGCUGUAGAUCCUUCUGCUUUGGGUUCUCUUAAAACCUGAGGCUGCUUGGAACUUAUUUCAUGCAGUGGAUGGGGAAGAGGUGUUGCAUACCUGUGAACAUAGAAAUUGAAAUAUUAAUUAGCAGUGGGUAGACUAGAAGUAAAACGUAUUGGAAUUAAAGGCCGUUUGUUGACUCAUCCGGUAAUAAAUCCUCCUGGAACAUCCAUGCUUUGAAUAGGAAUUGUUAUACAGAAGAAAAUAAUAUAAUUAAGGUUUAUGUACAGAAUAUUGUAGAUGCUUCUGGAAAUAUCAAUGUUCCUGGAGCAUUUGGCCUCAGCAGUGUGUGAAUAAGAGUCACAAUUACCAGUAGGUAUAACUGUUUUGUUUUAUGCCCUUAAUGUUAUAACAUACCUGUAAUGUUAUAACACUCAUAAUUAUAGAUGUAUUAGUAUGUUAAAAAUGAACUAUUAUGAAUAUUACCGUAACAGCUUUGGAAUUAAUAGCAAUGGGUUUUCAUUAUUAUUAAAGCAGGGUGAGUUACAGUAGCAUUUUUACCAUUCACGUUGUGGUUCUUGGCUGGCUCAGAGCUUUAGAAGAGACCACAGUCUUUCAGGUUUUCUUUGAUGAUAAUGUCGGUGACGGCGUCAAACACAAACUUGACGUUCUCCGUGUCUGUGGCGCAGGUCAUGUGGGAAUAGACUUCUUUGAUGUCUCGUCGCAGGUUAAGCUCCAGGAACUGCAACUUGAUGUAAUUACCAGCAUCUUCAUAGGUGUUUGGGCCUAGCAAAGAAAAGUAGAGUUUAGAGAAGGUGGCUAGACCUUUUGCUCUAACCUGAAGGCCGCACCACCUCACUGUCUUUCAACUCGAAUCACUAAACUAUACUGCCUUUCAGUUAUCUUGCUCUAACCACUAUACCCCACUGCCACCUAGUCCUCCAGCUCUAACGCUUGGCCACAUUGCUUUCCAGUCCCUCAGUUCUGACCACUAGGCAACACUGCUUCCCAGACCCCCCCAACCCUAACCAUUAAGGCACCCUGCCACCUAAUGCUUUAGCUCUAAGCUUCAGGCUGCAGUGCAUUCCAGGCCCUCUGCUCUUGCCUCUAAGCAACACCUUCCCAAUUCCAUAACCCAUUCUUGUAUCAAUAGAUUUCUAUUCUACAGAAAGUGAACUGUGACUUGAUGUUUCUUUAAAGAUUAAUUUACUAACCAUCAUAAUCAGGGAAGCACAUGCUGAGAUGAGCCUUCUUGAUCUUUUCUGUGAAGACAUCUUUCUUGUUGAGGAAGAGUACGAUGGAGGUGGUAGCGAAGUAACGGUGGUUGCAAAUACUGUUGAACAGGUGAAGACUCUCGUGCAUGCGGUUCUAGUGGGUAAGAGAGGGACACUUUACAGUACACGUGGAGUUAACCUAUGAGGCAUGUUGUUGUAAAUAAUAUUUUUUUUGUCAGAGCAACACACAAGACCAGGUCAUGUAACUUAAUGGACGUUGAUUAAAGUUCAUUAAGUAAAGGAGUAAAGGACAACAAUUCAGAUGAAUCAUUAUGAUGGCGGACUAUCACUACUGAAUUCUCCUCAUCCUCACCACUUCAUCAUCCUCCACCAGCACCAUGUCGUAAGCGCUGAGGGCAGCAAUGAAAAUGAUACAGGUGACCCCCUCAAAGCAAUGGAUCCACUUCUUUCUUUCGGAACGCUGACCACCCACAUCAAACAUCCUGCAGGAGAGGAGCAUAGUGAAGACACAAGACCACUUGGUGUAUCCUAGAAAACUGAAACUCUUGUCAUUGAAUAGAACUGUCCAAAGACUGGAUUGCUGUACUAAUAUCAUUUUAUUAUAUAUAUAUAUAUAAUUGUGUGGUCUUGCGUGCAUUUCCCUGUGUUACAUUAUGUAGUUGCCCGUGUUUCAGUAACAGAAAGGAAAGUAGAUUUUGUUUUGAGUAAUUGUCAAAGUUUUAGAUGCAAUGCAAUCUAUUGUAAUCUUUGCUACCAGUUUCUAUUUCUGUAUUAUAUGUUGCAUAUGUGUGUUUUCCCCAGGUAAAUGUUUUUACUAUAUACACUGGAAUAGGACUCUAACCUGAAGUUUAGGUCUUUCAGACCGAAUUGGGUCUCGAUGAUACCAGUGGUCUUUACUCUUGAUCUCAGGACGUCCUGCUCAGUGGGGAGGUAGCCCGGGGCCACCAGCCUGUCCAUUUCAUUCAGGUAACUCAAAGAGAAAGAGGGAGACAAUACUAUAAGACAGCAUCUACUUCAAAUAUGUGUUUAGGGAAAGUUCGUAUAGGCUGAUCUAACCAAAUAUAUAUUGUUUUGUCCAACCCCUGCUUCUAACUCUUUGGGAUGGUACGUAUGUGUAUGGUACCUUUAUCUGUAAUGUAUUCACACUUUGACUUCACUGAUGCUGCCGAGGUUAAGUUAUGCAUUUUUUAAAUUUGGAUUUAAUUUAUACUUGUUAAUGUAAGUUACACUUUUUUUUUUUUAAAUAAGCAAAUUAAUCAUUAUUUACAGUAUGUUUAUGCUAUUCAUAGUGGUCAUUAUUAUUAUUAUUAUUAUUAUUUUUUAAAUACAGUGAUAACUUUUGUUUUGGCAGGCAGGGGGUACAUACUAUCCAGCAGAGUCAUUGAGCUGGUAUUCAGAAGCUCUUUCGAAACAGGCCUGGAUGCCUGAGUCCUUCCAUAGACGGGAGAUUAUGUCAGACAUCUCCUUAGGCAUGGUUCCUUCAUCGAUGGUAUCUGCCAAGUGCAGCAGCUUACGAGCAUCGUCCUGCAGAGACACAGGCAGACACAAUGAAAACAUGGAAAUGCAGUGGAUUAAACCGCAUUUAAAGAAAAUGAAUUGUCCUGAAAUGAUUUCUCCCUGCAAAUAUAUUCUUUUUGUUUUCAUAUAAAAGUAGUUUUAAACUAAACUAUGUGCUGCCCUUGAAAGAGUGGCCUAACUUUGAUCAUUUCUAUUCAAACCCUUCUUUGUUCCAGACUAAAAAGAUUCCUUAAACUAUCUUCAAAACUCCUACCUUCUAUCCCUGAAAUUAGUCUAGUUGUUGUUUGCUGGAUCUCUCCCAAGCUUCCAUGUCCUUUUUGUAAUGCAGAGACCAAAACGGAUAGCUGUGUUCUAAGUGCAGCCUCACCAGUGCUUCACAGCUCAACAACCUCUUCAUAACCUUGGUUGAUUUAUCCUAGGCUGGACUAGAUGUUGUGCAGGAUCGUUUUUGAGGUGGAAGGAAUGCUCUACCCCUUGUGUCAGCCUCCGUACCUGUCUGGCAGGGUCUCCAUACCCAAUGCUUAAGGUAGUCAUGGCUUUCACAAUGGCCAUCAUAGACUGCAAGGUGUUGCUGUAGAUAAUGACAAUAAACUCCAAGCAUUCUUCCUUUGAAUAACCAUCUUGAUGGAUAAUUCUGUUGGGGAACAAGAUGGAGUUAGCAUGAUCAUUUGAGAAUAGAUUGAAUACAGUUGUAUUAAUGCAGAAAAGUAAUAUGUAGGUUAAUUGCUGUCAAUGAUAAGUCAUGGUUUCUGCACUAUUGUAGGUCAAAUGGGGAACCUGAUCAAUUUCCAUGACUCUUUGCUUGUAUUGUUAGGGUGACCUAAGCAAUAUGUAGUGUUGGUUGGAGGUGGGUGCGUGUGACAGGUGCUGCCUAACAAAUGUACCCUGAGUUGUUAUUCGAUGCAAGGGCAGAACAGAACUUGAAGUGCAUUGCCAGGCUGGAAGUUGAGGUUCACCUUGACAACUAGAAUGCAUUGUGGGUUUUUAAAAAAAAAAACUGGAGCCAUCUGGUCAAUCUACUGUAGAUAAAUUCCACACAUGAGCAUGUGAACAGCCUCCUGUUGUAAAGUGUUACUGAAUUUGUAAGUUGGCAUAUGGGUUUGCAGGUAUAAAUAUUCAAUGCAGUAAAUCAUUGUGUUUGUAUGUUGCUGUAUGCAUAAGCUUCCAUUACAAAUGUGCAGCUGAAGUUCAUUCAUUCUUGUCUAUUUUAUGCAUUUCAAACAGUUGCAAACAAGUAAAAAAAAAUAAAAAACAACACUCACUUCAUCUGCUUGACAAUGGUGCUUUUCCCAGAUUCACCAGCACCUGCAGAGGGGAAGCAAAGAGCAAAUAUGAGGUGAUAGUUCUGUUCACUCGGCAGACAUGUUAAGCAGGUGCUGUAUGCUGCAAUACUGGUAAUACAUUAACCUACCACAAGAUGGGGAUGCGAACCCGUUUGUUUCAUUUUAGCUUUUUACAGGACUACAGCAUGUUUUUAUCCUUUACAAUGUCUUUUCAUUGAAUUGAAUUGAGUUUUUUUUUCUUACUUUUUGGUUUGUUUGUUUAUUUUGUAUAUGCAGACAAGUCCAGAUCGAAGAAGCCUGAAGUGGAAGACAAGCCGUCUAUCCUUAACUUGCCUUGGAAGAUAAUGUCCUACGAGAGAUAGUCCUUCAGACUGAAAAGGAUUGAUUUAGAGGGUAUGUCGUCAUAGUGAGUAUGUCUUUAUAUUAACCUGGGUAGAAGGAGGAAGUAGAUUACUUCUAGCAUGAGAAAUGUAUAUACAGUGUGUGUGUAUUUUAAAUGAAUGUGCCUAUUUAUGACAUAGUAUUAUACACAAAUAUAUUCAAUUACAAAUAAAUACUUUUAUUCAUUGCAGAACACAUCCUACUUUUAUUUGGAAGGCCGAUCACAAUUGAACUGCAAGAUCAUUAUUUUUUUCCCAACCGCAUUAUAUCACUAGAUUACUGAAACAAGAUAAGGCAGCUUGGCAUGAGUGAUGCUGAGCCAAUCCCUAAUUACUUUCUUCUCACAGUCUACCUCUGUCGGGAUUUGAACAAUGGGCUGAUUUUGUUUGAUGCCAGUGUGGUACAUUACAACACGGCACAUUCCCUGACCCUGCACAAAGUCCUUUGUACAGGAUCCAUUUAUUGUGGGGAGCGCCCGCCUCUUAUUUUUGAAGCAGUUUGUGGUCUCCUUUUCUUUCUAAUUUGCAGAAUUUUCAUCAGAUAAGAAGAUGAGAGAAAUGUCACUUGUGGGAAGGUUGUAGUCAAUGUUAUGUUGCCCAUGCAAUGUUUUCUUAAAAAUCAUAUGUUUUGCAUCCCCAAUAAGUUGUUUAUAACCUCCUUCUGCUGCAAGUAGUAGCUGGCGCAUGCACAUUUUGAUAGGGGUGAUUUGGUGAAAUACGCUUUCACAAUUUACAACAUCCGGACUCUAACAAGUACAGAGUGGAGGGUGGGCACAGGGAGACAUUACCACAUCUGGCUGCAAAUCUCUCAAUGAAAAUCAUUGCCUUUUCUUUUUCUUGAAUAUUUUGUUGAUUGCAAUGAAAAAGAAAACACCCACUCUGUCUCCAGUCGUCUCCAAAUGAAUAUCAGAUAAACUGGGAACAGAAUUUCAGUCGUGGGACGAACCAGACCGGCACAAUGGGUUCUGUGUUCCUGAUCCCAGCCUCAACGGCACCCUCUGUAAUGAGGGCAUUCCCUAUCUGCACCGCUUGAUAUUUUAGUCUCUGCGCAUCAACACGCACGUGCACACACACACGCACACAUCAACAUCACCCAUAUUUAGGCCUUUAGACAUUACAGGGUCUAACUGCUGUUCUGUCCUUCUCUAAGAAACAAAAUUAUGUUCUAUUAAAGCCAUAACACAAUAAUACAAAAAAAUCAUUUGCCCAGUUGCAUACUUCACAAUAGUUUCCCAAAGCAUUUAUGGCUCUAUACGCUUUUGUGAUUAUCAUGUAUCAUCCUUAAAUAUGUGCUGUCAUGCUUUCCUACACUGUGCUAUGCUUCUACUAUGGUCUACUGUAGUACAUUUUUAUAAGGGCUUGACUAAAUUAUUGGUUAUGCAUUCUGUUUCCUCAGAUCACAUUUAGUUAGCUUUUUUUGUGAGGUUCCAGUUGUUGGGGAAUCCUUACUAACCUGGAAUAUAGGUUAUCAAAGCCAACGAAGGUAAGUGAAAAUAGAAUGUUGAAGGCAUCACUAACACCUACGACUAUUAGAAGUUUUGGGUUGGCUAAUUGGAAUGCGUGACUUGUACAGUUCAGUUUAUUAACAUUGUUAACAUUUUCUUAUCCUUCAAUAUCACAAACUGUUCUUAGAACAUGAAAGCCAUGCAUUUACAGUAAAAUACCAUUUGUUUACAUUAAAAGGUCAAAGGUAAUUUUGUUUUAUUUUUUCUGUUUCAGACAAAGUGAUUUUAUUUUAAUUUUUUUUUAUUGGAGUCCACACUCCAACUCUGUUGAAGCACAUCGUCUACCAACAGCACUGAAAAGUCAUGUACAGGGUGUCCACAAAGUCCUGUUAUCCCCAAGAUUUUUUCCCCACAAUUAAUUUUUAUUUUCAUUUGCAGACGAGUCAGGCUGAAACAAGCUGUCACAGAUGCAUUUCAGCUCGUCACUCCAUGUUAUGGAAGAUGUCACAGCGAACAUUAUUAUCUGGCAUGAAAAUGAUGGCGCUCAUUGUCUAAAUAGUUAAAUACUUGCACUGAAGACAAUUGUCAUCCUUCUUCCACACGUUUCAGUUGUUUGUAUAUCAGUGCACUGUAGAAAAAAACAUGGGGGUCACAGGACUUUCUGGAUGCCCUCUACGAUGCAGAUUUAAACCUAGUAUUCCAGAGCAAGGGGUCCAGUUUCUCUCACAUACUCAAACUAAGAGACCCAGAAUUGGAUCAUGGAAGGCCCCCAGUUUCAAAGUUUCAAGUAUGUGCCCCCAGUUUCAAAGGCCAUGUCUUUAGAAAAUAAAUAACAAAAUAAAUAUUAUUAAUCAACCACAAACAGAAUUUAAUCCGCAGCCUUCUAAGCCAAAAGCAUUUCUGUUACGCACUAAGCUAUUUGCCCACCCAAUUAAGUGAGUAUUAGCUACAACAACACGUAACUAAUUGUUUUGGUUUAGGUAGUAGUAAAAGCUAAUGCCCCUUACUAUUACAUUGUAACAUUUUUAUCUUGGGGAUUACUGGGGAUACAAAUAGUGCCAUUAAAAUAACUGUGUGCCUAUAAUAAUUCCUGCAUCUAUAGCAUGACGCAUCUGGGCUGUCCUAAUACCAGCAACUGAUUGUUGUGGUGUUUGUAGGGGAUUGGUGGUUCAGUGGAUUGGUCAAUGGUAUUAGACAUCCUCUACUAGUUAGCCUCUGUUUGACUGUAGGCUUGAGCCAGAUAUUCAAAGUAAAGGCCCAUAUUAAGUGGGUUUUGCUGAGUGUUAGUCCAGUUCCUAGUGGACAAUUGCAUUUUAUAGCUAUAAGUAAAUACAGCCGGUCAGUUGUCUAAGUCAGGUUUUGACUCCUGAAAGUUGCGUGUAUUACACCAACUGACUACCUGAUGAUUUUGUUUUGUAGCAACUAUUACACAAGUCCUGUUAUCUGGAUAGGGAUUGUUUUGAUUUUACCUUGGGGAGUACCCCAGGGUAAGAUUGUUGAAAUAAAUAGUAUAGUGUUGCAGACAGAACUGGGUUUUAAAACUAUACACGUCAUCAGUCAAAAAGUCAAUGUGCAGGGGGAAGGAUUGUUUGGCACUGAUUCAAUGGUUAGGUUUUUUGUGUUUUUAUGUAUUUAUUUUGGAGUGUAAACGACAUCACUCCUCCUUUGAUGCUAGUAGCUACUCAUACAUAUAGAAAUCUGAUACUUACUGUGUGAUUUUUAUAUUAAUAGUCAAACAGGAAUGUCUGUAGUAAACAUAGGCUCAGUAUGUUACCACAUUGUGUAAAAUGCUAACAACAAUCUGUGGAUAUAGAGGAAAACAUUUUAAUACUAUUCCCAUUUUCUUCGUGGUGUUCAAAUAUGUUUUUUCCUGCUUGGCAUGAUUGUAAGGUAUUUGUUGGAAUGCUGUCAAAGCUGGCAGCCACACCAGGCUGGUUAUAUCAGGUCAUUCCUGGACCUUAUUCAGUCACAAUGGGUGGUUUCUCACUGGUUCAGAGACAUUCAAAUCAAAACAGAGGAGAUGCAACGGCAACUGGGAUUGGGUACCCCAGCGAGGUAACCAUGGCAACCAAAGCACUAUUGCAGGUGAUAAUAGGAGAAGCACAACGUUUGUCUCCUGAAUCCAUUGAUUUACUCUUACUAUAAUUAUUUACUAAGUGCUUAUAAAAACCUGUAAGAGAUUAAUGGAGGAAUGUACAUAAAUAUUAAGUCUCUGGAGAGCCAUAAAAAACAUCUCUCUUUUUUCUUUUUCUCUCACACAAAAUUAAUGUUUGAUUAUAGCAAUAUUUUUCUUAAGGACAGGGCCACAAAUUGUAGUAUCUUGUUCAUUUUCUUUCACUGCAUUGACUUGGGGAAGUAUGUCGCUGUUUUAAACUACUGCACUCGAUGGUUAAAGUGUACACGUGGAGAUAAUCUGUGCAGUGCAAAUGUGGGGUGUUAUGACUGUACAGUAUCUAAUUCUGAUUCCCUCAAGCAUGUGGCUGCAAUAAUAGCAUUUCACUACGGUGCCACUGUGUGCAAAGUACAGUAAAAUCGAUUUGAAUGUACCAGUUAGAGUGCUUAAAUAAAGGGGACGUUUAUGUGGAAACCAUAUAAUUGUUUCAGUUUAUUAUUUUAAUCUUAUGUGAAGUCUCAUAGUUUAUAUGCUUAUAAAACUUCAGUAGCCACAUAUCUUGCCUUCCCGUCUUAGCUUUAAAAAAAUUGGAAGUUUCUGUUGUACUCCCCUAGAGAGAGAGAGGGGGUAUUUUUUAAAAUAAUUAUGGUUUCAGCAUCUUAUUUUUGGGGGGAGGGGUUGGGUUAGGUGUAACUUUUCAAAUGUUUCCACCGUCUCUUACAGUAAGCUGUUUAUUCAUAUUGUAUUGUAUGUUCUUGCAUGGUAGCAUAUAUAGUAGGGAUGUGUAUAUAAAAUACAUCUCUGUUGAUCAGCUUUCAGUAUAAAUCUAAACACAGUACCAAGCUACUGCUGCAUGCUUGCCUGUGCUUUAAAAAAAAACAUCUUGCCGCUAUUAAAAAAACUUUGAGCCUUGUUCUAAGGUUCUCUGUUUUUACUCUGACACAAUGCUAUUAUCCACCCUGUCUGUAUUCUGUUAAUGUGUCUCUUAUAAGCCCUGUUUGCUUUGCCUUUCACUGGCUCUAAAUCCUUUUAAAACUCCCCCUGAUCCAAUCACCCCGUCUAAAUCCCAGUCUCCUGCAGUCAGCAGUAGAAAAACCAUCAUGGCAUGAGUUAAAGCAAGAUUGAUCUUGUCUUAUUCAGAUUUAAAAAUAUAGUGUUUAGACGUUCUGGAUAAGGUAAGUGUUUUACAGAUACCAAACAAGUUGCGGCCUCAUUUAUAAACAAGUCGAGCAGAGCUGAUAACUAUGUGAAGGUUGAAAGCGAGACAGUAACUUUUAUUUAUAUUAGCUACAUUACACAGCAAAAACAUACAUGAAAAAAAACUGCCUUGCAAACCAAAGUCACACUGCAUAAAACUAGCUAGCAUGAGGCUACCAGCAAGAUAAAUACUCUAGUAAUAAACAAGAUUAAAACAUUCUAUAGUUAUGUUGUAGUAAGUAAUAUGUCCCACUAAUCUCCUACUGGAGAUUAAAUCAACUGAGUGCUAAAACAUUCAUUCAAUCUCAGGAUUGAUACAAAAUAAGCCAACUGACCUAAAUAACGUGCCCCAGCAUUCCUCUUAUAAACUAUACUGUUUUUUAUUGAUUUUAAUUGGCUUUACUCUCCUAGUACAGAACUUUCAUUGUAUAUAGGGCAAUUCGUCUCUAAUCAAACCACAGCUCAGCAUGGUACUGAGAUAGGGGACCAUACUUGCAGGUUGUCGUUUUGUCCGGUACUAAAUGCUCCGAGAACAUCCACAUUUCCAAUAGCAUCUUUUCUCUAGCGAAUCAUUUUUUUUAUCGUACCACUAAGGCAAUGAAUAGCUAUUUUACAAUCUGGUAACUUUAAGGGUAAGGUUAAAUUAAACGCUUUGGGGUAAAAACAACAAAUAAUAAUAAUUAAGAUUAGGUUUAUGUGUAGAUGCUCCUGGAAGGGUUGAUGUUCCUGCAGCAUUUGGCUCCGGCGAUAACGUACUGACCGAUCACCCCCGUCACAAACUCCUACAAAAAUAUCAAAGCAGGAUUAGCCAUUGAAUUUCACAGCUCUUCAGGUGAAGAUCGACUAUCAAUAAAAGCUAAGAGACUAGUCCUGUUUCUAAAGUAGUGGAGAAUGAGAUGGGCAUCAAUUGUUGCUUUAGCCCAUAGAAAAAAAUAAAACUCCAUGCAGUCCUUUAGAAGAUAAGGAAGGAGAUGGAAACCCUUAAACGUAUAAACAGACCCCGUAUCAAUAAAAGGCAGUAUUUACCAAGCAGCAACAGCUUGACGGUCCUGGCAUCUGCAUCAGCAUCUGCUUUAAGCUUUUUCUCCAGCUCUCUGGAAUGCUUCUCCUCGCUGCUAGCCCCAGCUCCCAUACUGGCAAAAUAUGGUUUAUUUCCCCCCAAAAAACAAAAAUCUUAAACUGUUAAGGCUGCAGCUGAAAGGGCUGUUUUUAAAAAAAACAAAAAAAAACAAAACAA